GCUCUAUUCGUUUUCUUAUGGCCGCGGAAGUCUCCUGCCUUAGCCAUGCUUUGCAACUCCAUGCUCUGAUCCUCAAGACCGGCGGCGACCACCGCCAUCCCCACUCCUCCCUCGCAUUCUCCCACCCCGGCCGCUCCUCCGCCACCGUCAAUGCCGUCGUCCGAUGUUACGCUCGGUCCGCCCGCCCGCGGGAAGCACUCCUUUUUUUCUACUUCCACCUCCAGCGGUCCGGCCCCACCCCGGACCCCUUCGCCCUCGCACUCCUCCUCUCCUCGUGCGCCCGCCUCCGGGUCGCAUACGAGGGCCGCCAGCUCCAUGCCCUAUCCCUCAAGCGCGGCUUCUCCUCCAACCGUCGCGUGCAGAACUCACUCAUCCACAUGUACUCUGCCUGCGGCUCCCUCGACCACGCCGCCCAGGUGUUCGAUAGGGUGCCCGAGAGAGACGUCGUCUCUUGGACUUCCAUGAUCAACGGAGCGGUCGAGGCGAACCGACCGCUUCACGCGCUCCACUUGUUCGACUCCAUGCAGAGGCAUGGAGUCGAACCAAAUGACGCGACGAUCGUAGCUGUGCUCAGAGCCUGUGCGGAAGCAGGAGCUCUGGGCCUCGGCCGUCGGGUGCAUGAGAUGGCUGUACGGGCAAGGCUUGAUUCUAAGGCUAAGGUCGCAACGUCCUUGAUAGACAUGUACACCAAAUGUGGCUGCAUUUCCAGUGCCGAGAGGCUGUUUGAGAAAAUGCCAAACAGGGAUCUGUUCGCAUGGACAGCCAUGCUUUUUGGCCUUGCAAAUCAUGGGAGGUGUGAGGAUGCUCUGAGACUGUUUUACCAGAUGUUGGAAGAUGGAGUGAGGCCUAAUGAUAGGACGAUAACAGCUGUGCUUAGCGCUUGCCGUAAUGCUGGAAAGGUUGCAGAGGGAUACCGUAUCUAUAAUUACAUGCACCGCUAUGGGUUGAGGCCGAGGAUUCAGCAUUAUGGGUGCAUGGUUGAUCUACUUGCCCGGGCUGGGCAUUUGGAUGAAGCAGAAGGAUUUCUUCGAAGGAUACCGAUAGAACCUGAUGGUAUCAUGUGGAGGACUCUGAUCUGGGCCUCAAAGUUACAUGGAAAAUUUAACCAUGCUGAGCGUUUCAUGAAUGAAUGGAAGGUGCUUGAAAAGAAUUCCACAAAAAGUGAAAAUUUUGUGCUGAUUGGCAACAUGUAUGCAUCUAUUGGGAAGUGGGAGGACAAGGCAAAAGUUAGGGAGCUAAUGCUUGCCAGAAGAAUUAACAAAGUACCUGGUUAUAGUAGGAUAGAAGUUAAUGGCAUAAUCCAUGAGUUUGAGGCUGGUGAUAGUGGGCACCCUGAAGCAAAGAGGAUAUAUGAGAAAAUUAACGAGAUGACAGAGAAUCUGAGGUUAGAAGGUUUCACUCCGAAAGCAUCAGAGGUGUUGCUUGACAUGGAAGAUGAUGAAAAAAUUCUACAACUGCAUCAUCAUAGUGAGAGACUCGCAGUGGCAUUUGGGUUGAUCAGCACUAACCCAGGGGAGAAAAUCCUGGUCGUCAAGAACUUAAGGUCUUGUGAGGAUUGCCACACUGCAAUGAAGCUCAUAUCUAAGGUCUAUGAUCGAGAAAUAACCAUUAGGGAUAGAAUCAGGUUCCACCACUUUGUCAAUGGUGCUUGUUCUUGCAAGGAUUACUGGUAAAAAGAAUGGUAUGCUUCAGUGAAAUUUCACAUCCACAGUGGCCAAAUGGUUGACUAGACUAUAACUCAGUUGACUGAGAGCUAAAAAAAUUAUGAAUUAAGAACCUUUUCAGCUUUUGUAGGUUCUGCAAUAUCCUGAAAAUUGGUUUUCAAUGCCCAACUGCACGGUAUAACUGUUUUUCCCCCUGAUGCACUCUGCUGUGUUGAAAUUGUCUAGUGUAUACAAUCUGCCUAGGUAGAAGGAUCAUGAACUAAUUUUCCAUCAGUAAGAGUAUUCGAGAUCAUGAUGCCAUGAAAUUGGCUUCAAUAUCAGAUCACUGCAAUUUCACAUAUAUGAGCAUCACAUGGCAUAUUUUGGUUUAUUAAUUAUUAGCAAUUAUUUGUAGUACACUAACAUAAACAGUUCGUAUUCUAGAACACCAUGCAAAUCUUAGCUUAUAGCCUAACAGUUCAUGCAAACACUAGAAUCUUGACAGCCCAAAAAUUUUCUUGCAUGAGCUCCAAUUUGGGUGGUGAACCUUUUAAAGAUAUGUGACUCACUCCACGGUUCUGUAAAGGAAGCAUAUCCAGUUGCAUUCUUAUUUGUGUACCUUCAGCAAAUGAUUACAUGAUUCAUAGGUAAACAAAGAUUAAUGUGUCAAUAAUUUCUGAAGUUCUAACUUAGAGUCACCAAACUUACAUCUCUAGUUGAUUAACCUCAUAUAAAAGCUAUGACAAGAUGAUCAUCAAUUAUUUGUGCUGGUAUCAUAUUUAUUGGCAGGGACCAUUUUAAU
This is a messenger RNA of Zingiber officinale, 2445 nucleotides long. Its product is annotated as pentatricopeptide repeat-containing protein At1g08070, chloroplastic-like. Gene Ontology annotation, molecular function: zinc ion binding; protein binding; RNA binding. Gene Ontology annotation, biological process: RNA modification. The transcript has a single exon. The record is from RefSeq and is a predicted model, not a curated record. Lineage: Eukaryota; Viridiplantae; Streptophyta; Magnoliopsida; Zingiberales; Zingiberaceae. Bases 18 to 1673 code for a protein of 551 amino acids.